This is a messenger RNA of Brassica napus (rape), 1775 nucleotides long. RefSeq names its product proline-rich extensin-like protein EPR1. NCBI's taxonomy places the organism in Eukaryota, Viridiplantae, Streptophyta, Magnoliopsida, Brassicales, Brassicaceae. The transcript is spliced from 2 exons. The record is from RefSeq and is a predicted model, not a curated record. Bases 1 to 1632 code for a protein of 543 amino acids.
AUGGAUCCAAAAUAUUCACCAACAGCCUUAGCUCUCUUCUUUGCACUCACCAUCUUCCUCUCAGGCCACACUGAAGCCAAUAGACCAACUCGCCCCCGUGCACCUCCACCUCCACCACCAAAGCCAAGAGCGGCACCAACUUCUCCUCCUCGUGCAUCACCAGUUUCUCCGCCAAGAAUGCCACCAACCUCUCUUCCGCGUACACCACCAAUGUCUCCACCGAGGAGUGUACCAACGGUUCCUCCACAAACACAACCAGUGUUUCCAACAAGAAUACCACCAAAUUCUCCUCCUCGUGGAACACCAGUGUCUCCCCCAACGAUCCCGUCACGAACACCUCUUGUGUCUCCGUCAAGAACACCACCAAUGUCUCCUCCACGUGCAUCACCAGUGUCCCCGCCAAAAACACCACCAACCUCUCCUCCAAGUACAUCACCAGUGUCUCCGCCAAAAAGUUCACCAACAGCUGCUCCACAAACACCAUCAAUGUCUCCACCAAAAAUACCACCAACCUCUCCUCCACGUGCACCACCAGUGUCUCCGCCUAGGAGUCCGCCGAUGAUUUCUCCACUAGCACCACCUGUUUCUCCGCCAAAAACGUCACCAACCUCUUCUCCACGUUUACCACCAGCGUCUCCACCAAAAAAUUCACCAAUGAUUCCUCCACAAACACCACCUGUUUCGCCACCGAGAACUCCAUCAACCUCUCCUCUGAGUGCACCACCCGUGUAUCCGCCAAGGAACCCGCCAACAAUUCCACCAGUAUCUCUUCCAAGAAUACCACCAGUAAUACCACCAGUCUCUCUUCCACCAGUAUCUCUUCCAAGAACACCACCAAUGUCUCCGCCAAGUACACCACCAACAAUUUCUCCACAAACACCACCGACCUCUCCUCCACGAUCACCACCCAUGUCACCGCCUAGGAUUCCACCAACGGUUUCUCCACAAACACCUCCAUUGUCUCCACCUAUAACACCAUCAACAGCUCCUCCGCGAGCACCACCUAUGUCUCCUCCAAGAACACCACCAAUCUCUCCGCCGCUUGCACCACUGAUGUCUCCGUCAGGAAGCCCACCAACAUUUCCUCCAAAGGCACCACCUAUAUCUCCACCAGAAGCACCACCAACCUCUCCUACGCUUGUACCACCUGUGUCUCCACCAAGACGUCCACCAACAGCUCCUCCACAAACAUCACCAAUGUCUCCGCCAAGAAUGCCACCAACUUCUACUCCACGGGCACCACCGGUCUCUCCACCAGAACUUCCACCAGCUGUUCCUCCACAAAGAGUACCACCAGUGUCUCCACCAACUUCUCCACCACGUGCACCACCGGUACCUUUGCCAAGGUCCCCGCCACCACCUCCACCUUCUCUGCUUGGAAUAUGCCCCCGUAGGAUUGGCCCCCAAUUAAGAAUAUGUGAAAAUAUCCUAAGUAUUAUGGAUCGUAUUAUAGGAAUUGGAAGUGUGCAGGCAUGUUGUUCUAUCCUCCGUAACCUGUCUGAUGCUGAUGCACUUGCUUGCUUGUGUGAGUCAGCUAGAGCACCACGUGGAAGUCUCCCUCCUAAUAUCAGCACACUCUUCAGGAAUUGUGGCCGCGGUUCCAGUACUCCUCCAGGCUUCACUUGCCCAUGACCACUUCCUUUUGCCACCCAGUAACUAAAAGUAUACUCAAUAUACACUCAAACCGUAACUCUCCUGUUCUCAUAUAACUUGAGCUUUGUAACUUUUAUACUUUAUUCCGAUAAUGAAAUAAAAAAGUCUAUAAAGAUUAUACU